This is a messenger RNA of Triplophysa dalaica, 4017 nucleotides long. RefSeq names its product ST8 alpha-N-acetyl-neuraminide alpha-2,8-sialyltransferase 1 (gene st8sia1). The transcript has 5 exons. Gene Ontology annotation, biological process: oligosaccharide metabolic process; N-glycan processing. Gene Ontology annotation, molecular function: alpha-N-acetylneuraminate alpha-2,8-sialyltransferase activity. NCBI's taxonomy places the organism in Eukaryota, Metazoa, Chordata, Actinopteri, Cypriniformes, Nemacheilidae. The coding region runs from base 476 to 1495 and encodes 339 amino acids. The record is from RefSeq and is a predicted model, not a curated record.
GCAUCGUAAGCGGCUAGAUAAAGAGAGAAGGCUCUUCCUAUUUAUUUGAAUGGCGGCACAUACCAAUAAGCCACGAUGAUGUGGCGAUAAAGGAAGAAGGCGCAGGGAUCAGACUUGCUGGAGAGCUCAACGCAGAUAACAUCGGCGAUGUUUAAGACAGAUCUCUUGAUUCCGUGUUAAAACCCGCGAGAUUCCUCUACCUGGACCACACUAAAAUGAUGCAUGGCGACCUCCUCCCGUUGUCGCACACAUUAGCUGAGCAGAAGCGGAACGGAGCAUUUUGAUGCACAUGAAUGGAAUUCUGAGACUGAUGCAUCUCGGUUAGCCUCUCUUCCGAUCGAAUGAUGGAAGGAACAGGAUAACGGUAUUCAAAAGGUUUGCUCAUAAUGGAGGUGCCACAGAUAUAAUAACGGGUCAGUGGUGAGCACGUGUUUUUGGACUAGUUGUUCGGGAUUUGUGUGAUCAGAUCGAAGGAAUGAUGUCUUUAAGAUGUCACAGGAGCAAGUCUGUAUGGGCUACUCUGGCUGUGCUGGCGUUGUGCUGGCUCUACAUCUUUCCAGUGUACAGGAUACCCAGCGACAAGGAGAUGGUGGAUGAGGUUCUGCGGCAGGGACAAACAUGGACCCGAAACCAAACGGGAAUAGAUCUGUACAGGAAGCUGCUCACAGAAUGCUGUGACCCAAAGAGGAUGUUUGCUUUGACUAAAGAGAAUUCUCCAAUUGGGAAGGACUUAUGGUACGACGGUGAACUUUACCAUUACCACAAAGUCAACAAUGAGACGUACUCGUUCUUUAUUCAGGAUACACCAUUGCAGUUUCCUCUAAAGAAGUGUUCGGUGGUGGGCAACGGCGGGGUCCUAAAGCACAGCGAGUGUGGACGAGAAAUUGACCAGGCUGACUUCGUCAUGAGAUGUAACCUUCCUCCUUUGUCCAAAGAGUACAAUGCUGACGUAGGUACCAGAACACACCUGGUGACCGCUAAUCCAAGCAUCAUUGAAAAGAGCUUUCAGAGUCUGCUUUGGUCCCGCAAAUCCUUUGUGGAGAGCAUGAAGGUGUACGGUUCCAGCUACAUCUAUAUGCCAGCGUUUUCCAUGAAGCCCGGUACUGAGCCCUCCCUCCGUGCAUACCACGCCCUCGCAGACGCCGCCUCCGACCAGACAAUUGUCUUCGCCAACCCAGACUUCCUCAAAAACGUCGGCCGAUUCUGGAAGCACCGCGGCGUCCACGGCAAACGCCUGUCGACAGGGCUGUUCCUGGUGAGCCUCGCGCUCGGCUUGUGCGAGGAGGUGACGGCUUACGGUUUCUGGCCGUUUUCCAUAGGGCUUGACGAGCAACCGGUCAGCCACCAUUAUUACGACAACAUUCUCCCGUCCUCUGGAUUUCACGCUAUGCCUGAGGAGUUCCUGCAGCUCUGGCAAUUGCACAAGAGCGGCACGCUGCGUAUGCGUGUAGGCCAUUGUACAAACGCGGGGGAGGAGCAGAAGAGGGAAAAAUAGAAGUGAAAGUGUUGCCAGGGGCAACUUCCUUUAUUCCCACAGGAACAGAGUGUCCAUCUUUUUCUGUGAUUAGCAUGAGAAUACUGUGAGCUGAUGCCCCCACCCCCAAAGCUGGGUCUCUUUCUUCAGUGUCUAAAUGCUUGACCCCUGUGUAUGUAUCCGAAAAGAACCUCAAACACAACCUGCCUGUAAUAGCCAAAGCACUGACCUGCAUGUAUACCUAUUCUCGUGUAUGCGCUCACUGGAAGCUUGUUGUAUCUUUCACUGGAGAUGGCGGGGUCCGGUGUGACCUAUUUUAGCUGCAUCCACCAGCAGUUAGACCCUUGUUCCCAGGUGCUGUGUGUUUAGGUCUAAUUUGGGAGAGGGACUUCUUCUAAAAAUGUCUUGAUUUAAAAAAGUUUUGACCUUUUUCAUGUUGUAUUUUUGGUCGGUUCAUGUUAAGCACUGAUUUUAUUACAUGUUUUUGUGAAAGACAUAAGGAAAAAUGUGAACAUCCCUGAAUCCUUCACAUUUGCACAGAUCUGUGUUAAAACAGGUUUAGUUUGACUAAAGGGAAUUUCAGUGUGUUAUUGAAUGUGAACGGUGUAUGGCCGUAAUUUUCUUAACUUGUGGCAUCGUGCAGAUUUUAUCUAAAGGCAGCGGGUUAUGUAUUGUUGAUAAUAUGUUUUAAUUCUUCCUUUAAAUUAUUCACAUGUUCAAACAUUCAACGGGAAAUGAAGUAAACUGUGAAUACAUCUUUGACAUCAACGCGUCCUAUCAACCCGUUUUAUACAUUAGAUGGUUGAAAUUACAUUACAUCCAAAGCAGCUUUCAAUGUUUUCAACAUAUAUAUUUUUAUCAGUAAAUUUCCUGGGAUUGAACUACAGUGGCUACAGGGACAUUUACAGAAGAAGAAAAAAACGUUUCAGUGCCAGUGGAAGAAUUCUGAUCACCGGUGGACUGACAUACCUUGUGGUUUUUGCAAAUACCAUACUUUUUAUUUAGAUGUGAUCUGAGAAACAAUCAUAUGAAGAAACGGGGGUUGGAGUGAGCCCUUGUGACAAGGUUGAAGGAGCAAAAUUCAUGCCAGACUUUUGUUGCCUGCUAAGGUGCUGGACACCUUGUCCAUGUAAAUAAUCACCGCUUUCGUUACUGUUUCCAUAAGUGUUGUGUUCUCUGAAUCUAUUGGGAGUAUAUUUAGUAGUCUGCCCAAUAACUUACUUUUUAAGCAUUGUAAUAUUUUCAUUGCUUAAAUAGUUGUGUUUAGUUUGUUUUAGUGUACUUGUGUAGAGUAUGUUUCAGGCAGUAAUGUAUUGAAGUCGCCAAGACCCAUGGGUGAAUCUCACAAAAACAUGUGCCGGCCAUAUUUAACCCUAAUCAAAAAUUGCGAAAAUACCAUUUCAGCAUCAUUUCUCAUUACCGCAAUUUCUCAUUACCAGAAUGUUUUUCACAAUUACAUCUUUAGCUUAAGUCAGCACAAAUUAAAGGGGGUUCUACAAACAGUACCAUGAUGUGUUCCUAACUAUUUAAAUAAUACUGCAUCAUUUACGUUUUGCGUUACGGUAAUGAGAAUUGGGGAGAGUAAAUGUUUUAAUUUUCGCAGAAAAAUGCCAAAAUAUAGUGAUGGUCCAAAAAAUUAACCAGGGAUGUUUUUGGAAGGUUUUAUGAGAUUAAUUUAUAGAGUUCAGGGAAUAGUGUGCACUUGUCUGUGCCGAGUAUCUCCAAAACUGUGGAUUCACAUCCACAUUUUCACACUUCUCAGUUCAGCUUUAAAAAUUAAGGCUAAUUUUAUUUUGCUCACAAACUCUAAACUCCAUUGAUGAGUGAUGAGCGCUGCCAAUGUAGGGUGACUACUGAUUUGUCAUGACAUGAAAUGACAAAUACAUAUUUUGGAUGGGGGUGUUGAAAUGUCUUAGCAUGCAGUUAGAGAAGGACCAACGUACAGUAUUACUGUUACAUUUGAAUUUCCAGAUUUUUUGGUGUAAGCAUAUUUGGAAAGCAGGAGUUUUACCUUUAUUUUGUUGCACCUUUGUGCUGUUCAGUAUUGUGAAUGAGUGAGGUUAUAGUUUGUAUGUAUGCAUGCAUGACUGUGAAAUGUUAUUGGUUUCUGAAACUGAUUUUGAGUUAUAAACUCACAAACCGCUAUGUAUAUUUAAGUUUUGCCCGUUGGGGUUUCUUAGCCAUAUGAGGGUAUGUUCCCUUCUGAAACUCAGCUUACCUCAAAUGUACUAUAUACUGUUAACUCUAUCAGUGAAGCUCACAAGAGCUUGAAUCUUAAGUUAAGUAUGUUUUCCCCUAAAAUGCUGGUGUCCGAUUAGGUCAGUUUUAUUAUAUGAUACUAACAGUAUACAGGAACAGGGCUGAACAUUGGCCGUUUCUCAAUUCCGACUUAUGCCAGUAAUGAGAAAAAUUUAAAUUUUGUGUUAAAAGUGAACAAAGCACUGCUGUCAAAUAAUAAGGAAGACCAGUGUGAGCUAGUCUGCUGCAGUAUGUGUAGUGUGAAUUGUAAUUCUGAAUGACAUAAAAUUUGUUUAAAGUCUGUA